Messenger RNA from Acanthopagrus latus (yellowfin seabream), 3834 nucleotides. It is a transcript of the gene gemin4, whose product is annotated as gem (nuclear organelle) associated protein 4. Bases 196 to 3657 code for a protein of 1153 amino acids. NCBI's taxonomy places the organism in Eukaryota, Metazoa, Chordata, Actinopteri, Spariformes, Sparidae. The transcript is spliced from 6 exons. The record is from RefSeq and is a predicted model, not a curated record. Gene Ontology annotation, biological process: rRNA processing; spliceosomal snRNP assembly. Gene Ontology annotation, cellular component: SMN complex.
GCUGCUGAAAACCUUGAACGCCGCGAAAAGCCGAAAACAUGUUGAUGAACCUCACCUCACCACGAUAAACUACGUGUAGUGCUCGUGCUUUGGUGGACUAGAUAGAACAGCCUGAGGAACAGCUCAUGAAUGCGACCUAAAAACUGGACUAAACUUUGCUAGAUGAAUUAAGCGGCUCACGUGCAUUCAGCAGAUAUGACGCUGGUGAUGAACAGAGAUUUGGCCGUUCUUCAGGGUGCUUUCGUCCUGGCCGAUAAGCUAUGUCUCCCCUCGUCACUGUCCUCCCUUCAGAAAGCAGACUGGAGCAGGGUGGCACAUCCGGUCCUGGAGGCACUCAAAGACAUCUGUAGACAAGAGGAGCUUAGUUCACAUCCUACCACAACCAAUGUUAGCUGGAUAAAGAAAGUUGUUUGUGUUGUGUGGCUGAAGCUGUUGGCCAGGGAGACUGGAGAGGAUGUAGAGACGUCCUGGAGAGAGAACCCUUUCUUUGCCCUCCAGAAUGGCCUCCCUGAGGUCAACCAUGUUGUUUUGCUGGAAUUGUUGAAGUCGAUGGAAGCUGCUCAGAUAUUUGCCAACUUCCUCUUGUAUCUUCCUCAAGCUCAGAUCUGUGCCGAGCUAGCAAGACUAGUGGAACACAUGAAGAGCAGCCCUAUUGGAGAGGAUGAUGUCAGACUUUUUAUGGAGGUGUGGUGGGAACUGUGGAAAGGGAGAGAUGAGAAGAUGAUUGGAGGAGAAGAUAGAAUAGAGACGAUGUUUGCAAGACAAUUUUCACAUCUCUCCUCCAAGUCCUCCAGAGUUUCCCCUCAGGCUGCCAAGAGGUUAAAGCUGGACCCAUCAGAUCUACCAGCAUCCUCUCCAACCACUGAUGUCCUGUACAUUCUCCUUCACGCACUUAAAGACAUAAAGGAUCACUUAUCUUCAACAGACCUUUGCCUCCAGGCUCUCUCCAUAUGUCUUGAUGCUUUUUACACCAACUUCCUGAUAAGUGAGGCAGUCAUACUUCCACCCAAAGAGAAACUGCACAUCCUGUCUAAAGUCAUCAGCAUCAGAGAAAGGAAUGAUGAGAAACUGAGUCCUGAACUCAUCCGCGAGACUCUGAGUGACCUGCAUGCUUCUCACACACCAGCUCAGUUUCAGUCCAGCAGGAUGAAGCUCGGUGAGGCCUUGAAGAUUAUUACAGGGCUUGCUCAGUUUUGGCAGAGCAGUGGGCUCCUGACAACAUGUGACGAUACUAAUCCGAGCUUUCCCGCUUUCAAAUUAGUACAAAGUGUCCAGAGAGUCCUGACGGCUCUAGAGAAAAUAGAAGUGCCUGAAACUUUGACUGAAAAUGUAGAUCUAGAGGCUGAGAAAAGUAUGCUGAGAGGUCUGCUGGAAUCACUCGCUUUCCUUUCUAUAGAGAACACCCCCGAGGUUAACGCCAGGGUCACCACGAUCAUCAUCAGUCACCGUCUGGACGACUAUCAGAACUUGGCACUGUUAUUUGCCAGUGAGGAAAGUUUAGCUGUCUGUGAUGAGCACUGGAUGGAGUGCUUGGAAAAGAACCAAGCAGCCUUCCAGCAGUGCGACACACUAAUCAAACUGACCUCUGCCCUCAUGAGGAAACUACACAACAAGAGUGUAAAUGAGAGCCAGUGCAGGAAGCUGAUGAAAGUGGUCGCAGACAUUUUCACCGCACUCUCCUUAGAAGACAAGAACAAAGUGUUGACAGCCAUGAUGAGACUGUCCAGCAGGGGGUUCUUUGGGUGCUCCGUCCCCUCUGCUGUGAAUGACAGGUUUGAGCAGGAGCUCAACAUGGCCUUCAACUGUAUCGUUCAAGGAGGUGGUGGAGUGUCGCAGAGCAAUCUGAACACAGCAGUGUCUUUGGUAGCGAGAGUCGCGUUUCAGAACCCAGAGGCCGCCUUGAGGGCUUGUUGUCAUUCAGCUGUUUUCAAUAAACAUGGUUUCGCUCUCAUUGCUAAGAUCCUGCAGCAGCUGCCUGGACUCACAGGACCGGGGGAAAGAAAAGAUGAAGCUCAAAGUGAAGAAGAAGACAGACAAGAGGCAAUGGAAAGUGUAGCUGAAGGAAAGGAUGCUGUGAGAGGUGGCAGUCUGCUGUGCAGCUGUCUACAGGAAAUGAUGAAGAACAAACCAUUGUCAGCCAGUGAAAAAGAGCAGUUCCUCAAGUAUCUGGGUCUGCUCAUGAUGCCUGUCAUGGCAGUUGAGGGAGAAGAAAGGAAGCAAAGCUUUCUGCCACCUCAGGAGGUUGUGAACAUGUUCGUCCUGCCUAACCUCUCCUCUGUUGGACAAAGCUGCUUUGAUAUAGAACUGAGUCUGCAGCUUCUCCACACUGCUUUGUCUGUAGUCAUCCAGGAAGCAGACUCAUCCUCUCACUGGAUGUUGCACUGCUCUCCCUUCCCUCUUCUCUAUGUCCUGGCCGAGCUGGACAGCCAGAGUCUCAGGUGUUGGGAGAAGCUGCCAGAGGGCACGGUCCACCAUUGGUCCAUGGAAACCAAGGAGCUGCUGGCGGUGGUGCUGACCACACUAGGGAAAGUGAUGGGGGCAGAGGUGGCUGCAGCUCCCAGCACCUGGUCCAGACCUCUUUUCUGGCUCUACAACAAGAUGGAGGGACUUGACUGGACCGUUCGUUUCCACCUGAAGCCCGUUUGGGGGGAACACUUUAAAAACGAGGUUCCCUCAUCUUUGCUGACUGUGUGUGAUCUACCUGAGCAGGAGUGGUCAGGCUUAGACCUGCCUCAGUAUGGCCCGGGUACAGGUCUUUUGGCCUGGAUGGAAUGCUGCUCUGUAUCAGACUCUUUGCAGUCCACCAUGUUAUCCCAUCUGUCUUUGGACCAGCGCCGGCUCGACCACGUCCGCAUGUUCAGCAAAGGCCUGCUGGUGGCUCUGACCCAGACCCUGCCCUGGUGUUCUGUCUCCCAGUGGGCCAGACUGUUGAGGGUCCUGAGGGAGCUGAUCACCUCAGGCCGCCUCCACGUCCCCUUCUCACUUGAGUAUGUGGACUAUCUGCCCCUCCUGGACCUGAGGAGGUUUUCGUCUGAGCUCCGCCUGUCUGUCCUCCUGCUCCGGGUCCUUCAGCUGCUGUGCGGGUCCAGCUGCUCCGACUGGCUGUCAGCGGAUGGCUGGGCACAUGUUGGCAGGUUAUAUGCCUAUGCUGUUAGGGAGAUGAUCAACUCAAUAAGAGCCAAGCUGCCUCUGCCUUCAUCUGGUGCUUUGACUGUCCCAGCUUCUCCUAAAACACCAGCGCCCGGAGAUUCAAAUCCUUCAUGUUCUUCAAUCAAAUCUCCAAAACUGUCCAGGGACUCUGAGAAAGGCCCGAAACAAGAGGAAUGCUCUCCUCUCAAAUCCAAAGAGUCACAAGUGGAGAAGGAGGAGAGCGUUCCCAGCCAGGAAGUUCUGUUUGUACUCAGCCAGCUUUUCUGCCACGUUCAGCACAUCCAGGUGAUGAUGCCAGGAGGUCAGUGUGAGCCAUUGUUCCUGUCCAGUCUGGAGAUCCUCAGUCACUAUGAGGCCAUCAUGGCCGCUUUCCCAGACAGCAGCAGCGCGCUUGAGAGUGACAACACCCGACACUUCUUCUCCACCAUCACAGACAACCUGGAGAACCAGGAGAUGAAGGCUGUACUGCAGCAGAAGAUAGCUCAGCUUGUGUCAUCUGCAGCUUAAGACACUGACUCUGAUUCUCCACAAGAGAAUCAGGCUUCUCAAAUGCUUUAUGUAUUCUGUAUAUUCUGAGACCAUCGUUUCAGUUGUCAGUGUCAUACACUGUACAUAAUUUAGAUAUUUUUGUUGGCUAACAAAGCUGCGUGAAUUAAAGCCAGUAUGUGACAGCAAAUGUCUUUA